AUGAAUAGCAUCAAUCAACACAUCCUUUUCUGGCUCAACGACCUCCCUCCUCAUUUCUCUUCCUCGGCACAGUCCAUUUCCAAGAAACGCUCCCUCUCCGACGCCAAUCUCCCCAUCUCGCCGCCGCUCUCCCUCGACCGCGGUGCCGCCUCAACCAUAGAUGGCACACCCGUGAAGAAGCGCAAGCUCGGUGUCGUGCCUUUCCUUGCUGCGCAGACAGACAGCGAUGGGAUUGGCGCGAGUGAGAUCAUUGUUGAGGACGACAACGAUGAGAUUUCACGACCUGAUCGAUCAGUCACCGCCACUGGCUCUUCCCAAAGGAGCAGCGGUACGGUGAAGCAGUUGUCGCCUAAGAAGGUUAUGUCCAAGCUUUCGGUCACACCCAAUGGGCUCAUGCAGAAACCGCUCAAGGCAUCGGAUCCAUUGGGCCCGAAGUCUCUGGUGCAACUUGAGAAGGAGAUGGAGAGUAUCGCGGAUGGACACGGCGUUGUCCCCGAGUAUUUCCAAGCUGAGAUGUGUGGCAAGACCAUUGAUGAUGGCGAUUUCACUACCGGCAUGUUCGACAAGAAUGGGGCGAAGUACUCGGACUCUCAUCGCGAAGUCAACCUUUACGACAUCAUUGCAAUCGUGGCCAGCGCCAAUACCUGUAAGGAAGAUCUCCUGGACGAGCAUACCUGGAACAAUCAUGUUCACACUCCCCUCCUCAACACCGCCUUCUACGGAAAAUAUCCUUGCCCUCCGCAGCUCGAUGGCUUCCUGACCUGCACCACCGCCACCAUCUUUCCUGAGUACAAGAUCAAAGCUGCCCCUGGCAAAAAGGUCAACUACGUCGCUUACAUCAACCCCGACAACGACAAAGCCCAUCCGAACGCCAGAGCCAUUAUCGAUAAGUAUCGCGCCAACUUUGCAGAGGAGUCCAUCAACCAUACUGGCUAUCGCAAGGUCACACCCAUCUCCUUCAGCAUCGAGACCAAGCGCAGCGGCCAGGACGUGCAAAAGGCACAACUUCACUUGGGGAAUCUGUCCUUUAUCCCUGGUAUCAUCGUCGAGGGACAUCAGUGGCGAUUCGUGGCGUUUACUUAUGUUGGUGGAAAGACUAUCCUUUGGAAGACUGACCGACCUUUUGGCUCGACUGGGAAGCUAUCUACAACCUUCCGAAUCAUCGCCGGCAUCCAGCGGUUGAGAACCUGGUCGUCUCAAGUCUUCUGGCCUUGGUACACGGAGUUUGUGCUUAACCCCUAG
This is a messenger RNA of Fusarium fujikuroi IMI 58289, 1242 nucleotides long. RefSeq lists its product as uncharacterized. The transcript is spliced from 5 exons. The coding region runs from base 1 to 1242 and encodes 413 amino acids. Lineage: Eukaryota; Fungi; Ascomycota; Sordariomycetes; Hypocreales; Nectriaceae. The record is from RefSeq and is a predicted model, not a curated record.